CAGCAAUCAGCAAGCGGGGUGCAAACCCUGAAAUCUUGUCUGAUAUAAUGCCAGGUUACUCUGGGCAAUAAUAAUAAUAAUAAAAACCCCAAGAAUAACAGGUUAGAAUCGCAGCGUCGGUCACUUAAUUGACAAUUUUUCGGCGAUCCGAUUCUCCCUUCUCCCCUAGAGUCUAAACUUGCAUUCGGCCACAAGAAAACCCGCGCCAGAGAAGAAAACACAAAACGUCAUUCAUGGCGGGACUGAUGACGACCCAGCGGGGUCUUUUGCUCUCGCUGCUCGUCCUCGGUCUGGCCGUCUAUUACCGGCAGCGAUGGCAGACGGCAGAAUUUACGGCAUCCUCCGGAGGAGCAGAGACAAAGACUUACUGCUACAGCGGGGGCGUCAGGACGGGGCUCGAACACCCUGCGAGGGCCGAGUGCUUCUCCGUUGGCGACGGUCGGGUCACGGAGCUGUACGCCGACGCCGCCGGGGUCCCCGGCGCCGAGAUGCGGCCAGGACAUGCUAUGCCGGGCCUGUGGGAUGGCCACGGGCACCUGCUGCAGUACGGCGAGUUCCUGCACUCGGUAGACCUCUUUGGAGCCGCGUCCUUUGACGAGGUCAACCGCAGGAUUGUGAACUACCUCGAGGCAAACCCGGGGGUCGGCUCACGGGACUUGUGGAUCAGGGGAGUUGGGUGGGAUCAGAUGGCUCUGGGGGGCAUGCCUAGUGCUGACAUGCUGGCCCGGGAAGAGCGGCUCAAGGGCCUCUACAUCAUGGUAGACCGGGUAGACGUCCACUGCACAUGGGUGUCUCAGUCGGUGCUCGACCUGAUGCCCGCCGACCUCCCGCACGAGGUGCCCGGCGGCGAGAUUAUCCGCGACCCCGGCAUGGGCGUUUUUUGCGACAACGCUAUGGACAUCGUCACGGCGCUGUGGCCACACCCGGACCGCCGGACGAAGCAGGAGUUUGUGCGGUCGGCCAUGAAGGCCCUUCAUAAGGUGGGGCUGGUGGGCAUGCACGACGCCGGGGCGACGCCGACGGACCUGGCCAUGAUGCAAGCCAUGGCCGCAGCGGGCUCGGACGGCGGCUUUACGCUGCGGGUGUACGCAAUGCUCGAGUGCGAGGAGCGCAACACGGUCUGCCUGGCCAAGGCGGCCGCCGUCAGGCAGGAGGACGACGACAUGCUUACGAUACGCAGCGUCAAGCUGUUUGGCGAUGGAGCGCUGGGCAGCUGGGGCUCUGCCAUGUUAGAGCCCUACAGCGACCGGCUGGACGACGGGGCGUCGGGGUCACUGCUCGUCAACGCCUCUACGUUGACGCGGGUCGCGCGCGAGUGGGCGGCCGGAGGCUGGCAGGUCAACAUUCACGCGAUAGGAGACCUAGCGAACCGCGUAGCCAUCGACGCUAUGGAGACCGUGCUGCGCGACGGCCUGGGCGACGCCGGUGCCGACGCCGACACUGACGCCCUCCGCAGGUUGCAGGAGGAGCGACACCGGAUGCGGAUCGAGCACGCACAGAUUGUGCACCCAGACGACCAGAAGCGCAUGUUUGCGCUCGGCAUCUUACCUUCCAUCCAGCCUACGCACGCCACGUCGGACAUGAGCUACGCGGAGCUGCGGCUCGGCCCAGAAAGGACGCGGACCGAGGCCUACCGGAUGAAGACGUUUCUACCCCUGAACCCCGUGCUGGGGAGCGACUUCCCCGUCGAACCGCCGAAUCCGUUCCAGGGCAUCUACGCCGCCGUCGCGCGAAAGAACCCGCACACCGGAAAGGGUGCCGAUGGGAUCACGGAUCACGGGUGGCACUUGGAGGAGGCCCUUACCAUUGAGGAGGCGUUGGCUGGGUUCACCAAGGGUCCUGCCUACGGCGCUUUCAUGGAGGGCAAGGCGGGCGUCAUUCAAAAGGGCUCUUUUGCCGACUGGGUCGUGAUUGAUCAGCCCCUUGAAUCACUGGAACCAGUGGUUAAUCUUGAGGACAGGCUGCGCAACUUCGCCGUCGAGGAGACGUGGGUGGCGGGUAGGAUGGUAUACUCGAAACAGGAAGCAUCAACAGGAACGUUUGUGGGUGUGAAGUGAGUCAACCACCUCUCAGGGGCUUCAGAGGUUGGUACGUAUACCUUGUCAUAGAUAGGGCUGUCCUGAUAGACAGGAUACGAACACCGAAUUCAUGUUGCUGGUAUACCCAUAUGUUGGUCUAUCUAGGCAGACCUCUGGCCAGAACGACGCUCUUGGUUCCUCUGAGAGGUUGUUGUUCCGUUUCUCGUCAUUCCUGGCAUCGGCUUCUCCGCGGAACAAUUAUUGGUGCUGUCACAUCGGACGUUCAUUCUCGGGGCCUGGAUAUAGAAGUCGCGCUAAUUCUCACGCCAGGCCACCUCGGCACAGUCGCAUGCCACGAGCCGGCUAUCCUAGAUAGGCAGGAUUCAUGGCCAUGAACACCGUCUUGGCAGGCUGGGCCUCGCGCUUAACACGGUCACCAUCGGCGUCUUUACCCAUCUAUAGCAGAAAAAGUUCAGCUCGGCCGAGCGCUUGUCGUCCAGCCUCAACCCGGCUGCCACGUUGACUCGAAUCCUUCGGAAGGGUUUACUACAUCAAGCUAAUGUCGUCUGAAUUCCCUUCAGCCGGUUAAUACCUCUUCCUCGAAGCCGGGCCAAGGUAACAAUAGGAUUGUUUUUGUUAGGGCAGAUAUUGGCUGCCAAGCCGCAUAUCCCAAUAUCUUUUUUUGACUUUAAUCAAGCUUCUGCCCUAUUAACAUGGACCGCGGUUUGGCGAUCAACACAAAAUGGGAGUCUACAGUCCCCCUUUAUCUCCUUUUAC
Messenger RNA from Pyricularia oryzae 70-15, 2795 nucleotides. Its product is annotated as amidohydrolase. NCBI's taxonomy places the organism in Eukaryota, Fungi, Ascomycota, Sordariomycetes, Magnaporthales, Pyriculariaceae. Gene Ontology annotation, molecular function: hydrolase activity, acting on carbon-nitrogen (but not peptide) bonds. Bases 234 to 2057 code for a protein of 607 amino acids. The transcript is spliced from 2 exons. The record is from RefSeq and is a predicted model, not a curated record.